AUGUGCGCCGCCCCUGCCCUUGCCAUUUGGCUCCUUUCAGUGGCGAUCAUUUUGUCAAUCGUGGCUGUGUCGCUGUCGUCCUGGUCGACUUCGUCGAGACAAAACAACGACUUCAAUGCUGGCGUGUGGGGCUUCUGCGUCGACGUGGCGCGGCCCUCGUCCACCGAGAUGGAUGCCCCGCCCCCCGGCAUCGUGAACAAGUGCUUUCCGUUCCACACGGCGUCGGACGGGAUUGUCGUGAGCAAAACGCUAUAUGUCGAGGCCACGGACAGCAUUUGCUCGUUGGACCGAAGCGGGCACACGUUUCGCAACUUAGUGGCGCUCACACCGAACCCCAGCGACACGCGAGUGUACAUUGAGCAAUCGUGCGGCAGCUUGGGCUGGGCCAGCCUGAUUUUGGCGGCCAUGGUGCCAGGAUGGGCGGCGAUUGCGCUUAUUCUCCUGGCCUGGUUUUACUUUACCGACUACUACCGCACGCGAUGGUACUUGCUGGUGUCGGCCGCCGUGCUUACCACGUUUGCGUUUGCCAGCUCCAUUGCGUCGUUCAUUAUUUGGUCGGUGCAAACUCCGGCGGUGGCGUCGUUUGCCGGGGGGUAUUGGGUGGAAUUGGCGGCGGCGGUCGUGCUCCUGAUUACGCUCCCCGUCACGAUCGUUGCCUGCCGCAAGCUAGUGGACAUCAAUCAACCGCAUUUCUAUGACAGCGGGCGCCGGGAUGCGACGAUGGGCACGUAUGAGCACCAUCUAGCUUCCCCCCGUGACAACACUGUCGAGGUCAAGUGA
Molecule: messenger RNA, 780 nt
Organism: Aphanomyces invadans
Lineage: Eukaryota; Oomycota; Saprolegniomycetes; Saprolegniales; Verrucalvaceae
Exons: 1
Coding region: 1-780 (259 amino acids)
Source: RefSeq, a predicted model, not a curated record